Thelazia callipaeda (thelaziosis nematode) is the source of this 765-nucleotide messenger RNA. NCBI's taxonomy places the organism in Eukaryota, Metazoa, Nematoda, Chromadorea, Rhabditida, Thelaziidae. The record is from the annotation of a GenBank genome assembly.
UUCGUUCCAUGGGGACAAAUGGAUUUUCAUGAAUAUAUUGUGCGUUACUCACUGAGGCAUGAUUACGUAAAGGUCGCUCGAAUGCUCAACCAUCCACUUGAUAGUAAAUUGCAUCUUGAAUUCGCUUUCUUUAUCAUGAAAAAUAUUGUAAACCAUCGGAAUUACACUCACUACUCAGUUGUCCGAGAGCUAGCGAAGCAGCUUUCAAUGUACAAACUUCCGUGGGCAAGUCAUGAGCGUGAUGUGUGUGCCAUUGAACGGGCAGCUGCAUAUAUUGUACUGAUGAAAGAUCUUAUUUCUAUUAACGGUGACGAACAAGCGAAAGCGAGUUUUAUUUCUUCCGUUAGAGAAUUUUUGCCUGAUACAAACCGAUUCAAGGAACUGGAUGCAGAAGUGCGGAAGAGUCGCGUAACUCUUUUAGCGGUAAUAAUGAAAGAACAUCGAAUAAGCCGACUGCAAUACGAAUUUAAUACACGAGCAGAGAAAAUUUCGAAACAAAUCAAAGAACGCUUAGAAAAUCUCCAGAAUGAUUUACUUCCACAACUUGAAGAUUUUUCAGCACAAAAGUGGGCAGAAAGCAGUCAGCCUGAACAAGUUGCCUUAUCUGAAAUUGUCGCAUCCAAUGGUGUAUGUGAAGAAAGUUUGCUACUCUAUUAUGAAGUGCUUCAGAAUACGCCAAGUAUGAGUGCCGAUUUCUUUCGUGUAAGUACUGAUGACAUUUUUGCUAAACGACAUGAAGAGUCUAAUUUUGUAAUUAUUGACUAG